This is a messenger RNA of Antrostomus carolinensis (chuck-will's-widow), 570 nucleotides long. Its product is annotated as ras-like protein family member 10B. Gene Ontology annotation, molecular function: GTP binding; GTPase activity. The coding region runs from base 1 to 570 and encodes 189 amino acids. The transcript has 4 exons. The record is from RefSeq and is a predicted model, not a curated record. Lineage: Eukaryota; Metazoa; Chordata; Aves; Caprimulgiformes; Caprimulgidae.
AUGGUGGCAACGUUCAAGAUCGCCGUGCUGGGAGCUCAGGGCGUGGGGAAGAGUGCCAUAGUCCGGCAGUUCCUCUACAACGAGUUCAGCGAGGUCUGCGUGCCCACCACAACCCGCCGUGUCUACCUGCCCGCCGUCGUCAUGAACGGCCACGUCCACGACCUGCAGAUCAUGGACUUUCCCCCCAUCACCGCCUUCCCCGUCAACACCCUGCAGGAGUGGGCGGACGUGUGUUGCAGGGGGCUCCGGAGCGUCCAUGCCUACAUCCUGGUCUAUGACAUCUGUUGCUUUGACAGCUUCGAGUACAUCAAAACCAUCCGCCAGCAGAUCCUGGAGACAAGGGUCAUCGGCACUUCGGAGACACCCAUCAUCAUCGUGGGCAACAAGCGGGACCUGCAGCGGGGCCGGGUGAUCCCACGCUGGAACGUCUCCAACCUGGUGAAGAAGACGUGGAAAUGCGGCUACAUCGAGUGCUCGGCCAAGUACAACUGGCACAUCCUGCUGCUCUUCAGCGAGCUCCUGAAGAGCGUGGGCUGCGCCCGCUGCAAGAACCGAUGCACCAUCAUGUGA